AGAAAUGGAGUAUUACUCUGUAACUGAACACACCCUAACCUUUUUUCUUUUUGUAUUUUCUCGAGAAAUUUCUCUCUCCUUUCCCGCCUGUCCAUCUAUAUUCAUCUCUAGUCUCUACACGCUCCUCUCCCUCUUUCUUUCUCUCUAUCAACGGCUUUAGUUUGAAAAUUCUCUCUUCAUUUCUAUCUCUGUAUAUUCACGCGCAUUUCGUUCAUUUAUUGCCUUAGAGAUUCUUCUCCACCUUAACCCUGUCUCUCUCUUAAAGGGUUUUGAUUGCAAUCAAACUGUGCCAAGGUUGAGGAGCCAUAAAUUGUCAAUGCCUUGAAGAAAUAAGGGAAAGAAACCAAGGAGAAAAAACGUUUUGGUGGUUGACCACGCUAUUGUGGCAUCUAACAAUCAGUUUUUUUGAUGACAAUCCGAAAUAAGCCUGAGGUUAUUGAUCCUCCUCAAAAUAAAGACAUGACAGAUAUCGUUGAAUGUGUAAACAGUCCUGCUAAGACAGCUUUAAAACCAAAUGUGACUGUGUCUAGCAGUGUUCACGAAUUAUUGGAGUGUCCCGUGUGCUUAAAUGCCAUGUAUCCUCCAAUUCAUCAGUGUUCAAAUGGUCACACAUUAUGUUCCAGUUGCAAGCCCAGAGUUCAUGGCCGAUGCCCCAUUUGCAGGCAUGAACUUGGCAACAUUAGAUGUCUUGCGCUAGAGAAAGUUGCUGCAUCUCUUGAACUUCCAUGUAUUUAUCGGAGUUUUGGGUGCAUAGGAAUAUACCCUUAUCACAGCAAGUCAAAACAUGAAUCCCAAUGUGUUUUUAGACCGUAUAGCUGCCCAUAUUCUGGAUCAGAAUGCACGGCUAUUGGUGAUAUUCCUUAUCUGGUGGCACAUUUGAAAGAUGAUCACAAAGUUGACAUGCAUAAUGGCAGUACUUUCAACCACAGAUAUGUCAAAUCAAAUCCACAUGAAGUUGAGAACGCAACAUGGAUGCUGACGGUUUUUAGCUGCUUUGGUCAGUAUUUUUGUCUGCAUUUUGAAGCAUUCCACCUCGGGAUGUCCCCAGUCUACAUAGCAUUCCUGAGGUUUAUGGGCGAUGACAAUGAGGCAAAGAACCAUAGUUACAGUCUUCAAGUAUGUGGAAGUGGUAGGAAGAUGACAUGGCAAGGGGUGCCUAGGAGCAUUAGGGAUAGCCACCGGAAGGUUCGUGACAGCUUUGAUGGUCUUGUUAUCCAGCGCAACAUGGCCCUUUUAUUCUCUGGUGGAGAUCGGAAGGAAUUGAAGCUUCGGGUGACUGGUCGGAUUUGGAAAGAACAGUGACAGGAUGAUUAAAUUAUCACAACUUCUUCCUAUUAUAGUUUAUCUUCACACCUAGUGAUUAGUUUCAGUUUCUUCUUGUAGCUAGUCCCGUGACCUUUAGUCAUUUAUUUUUUGAAUUAUAGGAGGAAAACUCUCUUUGCUUGUCCAUCCAUCAAAUACAUGAGUGGGAGACCUUACUCUUGUCCCUGCAAUUACAGUAUCUAUAUAGAUUUGCCGCAUUGCUAUUUAGCAACUGUGGAGAUA
Populus trichocarpa (black cottonwood) is the source of this 1545-nucleotide messenger RNA. RefSeq names its product E3 ubiquitin-protein ligase DIS1. Gene Ontology annotation, biological process: ubiquitin-dependent protein catabolic process; multicellular organism development. Bases 409 to 1302 code for a protein of 297 amino acids. The record is from RefSeq and is a predicted model, not a curated record. Gene Ontology annotation, molecular function: protein binding; zinc ion binding; ubiquitin protein ligase activity. The transcript has 5 exons. NCBI's taxonomy places the organism in Eukaryota, Viridiplantae, Streptophyta, Magnoliopsida, Malpighiales, Salicaceae. Gene Ontology annotation, cellular component: cytoplasm.